Molecule: messenger RNA, 1485 nt
Organism: Mobula hypostoma (lesser devil ray)
Lineage: Eukaryota; Metazoa; Chordata; Chondrichthyes; Myliobatiformes; Myliobatidae
Gene: mmp23bb
Product: matrix metallopeptidase 23bb
Exons: 8
Coding region: 1-1218 (405 amino acids)
Biological process (GO): proteolysis; extracellular matrix organization; collagen catabolic process
Cellular component (GO): extracellular matrix
Molecular function (GO): zinc ion binding; metalloendopeptidase activity
Source: RefSeq, a predicted model, not a curated record
AUGUGGGUGAAGCCUUUCGAAAUGUGUUACCAGUCCAAAAAGGCUGAUUGUGGAUUAUUUUCCUGGAGUUUCUCUUUGUUUCUGUUGCUCUGGAUAGCCUUGCUCUUCCCCAGUCAUCCUGAAGCUUUCCCUGCGUGGAAGAUCGAGCUGGAAGAAGGGAGAGCUGCGCUACGCAAAUCGUACCAGAUCCCAGCCUCAGCUGAAAAGAUGCACGACAUGCUUCUGCGGCGCAGGAAGCGGUACGCCAUUAACCCUUCACUCCACAAGUGGGAUCACUUCAACAUCACCUACAAGAUUGUGAAAUUUCCAAGCACCCUGAACAAGGAUGACACCCGGAAAGCCAUUGCAAUCGCCUUUAUAAUGUGGAGUGACGUCUCACCUCUCACCUUUACUGAGGUCCCAACACAAAAGGACGCAGACAUCAAAAUUGGGUUUUACACGUUUAACCACACUGACUGCUGGUUUGCCCCACUCCACCCCUGCUUUGACGGACUCAAUGGAGAGCUGGCUCACGCCUUCCUGCCUCCACUCGGCGAGAUUCACUUCGAUAAUCACGAGUUCUGGAUUCUGGGCAAGUCCAGAUUCAGCUGGAAACAAGGUGUCUGGCUGAAUGACCUGGUGCAGGUCGCAGCACAUGAGAUCGGACAUGCGCUGGGGCUGAUGCAUUCCCGCAACAUGAGCGCACUCAUGCACCCCAAUGCAACUUUCACCGGCCAGCGACGAAUCACACAGGAUGACAUCUGGGGAAUCCAGAGACUCUACGGCUGCAUCGACAAGAAGAGGCUGUGCAGUCCAUGGGCUCGUGUUGGAUUCUGCGAGAAGCGACGUUCCUUCAUGAAAAAGCAUUGUCCCAAAGUGUGCGACUUGUGCUUCGAACCACCAGAUGCAGUAAUUACAACCACAGCUCUACCUCAGAAUGUAAAGAUAAAAUAUGUGUCCAAGGGUCGUAUAGUGACUUUCCGCUGCGGGCAGGUACCCCCAAGGACAAAUUCUUUGAGAGUCAGUUGGUACAAGGAUGGCGAACUACUGGCCCAUUCCGUCCCUGGAUACAUCAUUCUGAAAGGACAGAACCUCAGUAUUGUAGCAAAUGAGUAUAACGAGGGCCUGUACACCUGUCAAAUUCAGCGCAAGAACACUACGUUUCAAGCCAAUUCCUGGUGGAUCAGGGUCAAGGAAAACAAGGAUAUUGCCAAGUCACAAAAUACCAACUUGCAUUGAGGAUAUGGGUUCCCAAACCAACCCAACCCAUUGUAAAGAUGAUAAUGUAACCCUGGAAGAUAAUGUCUUUAGUUUUAACCAAUUGUGGACAUUUUUUUCUUGGCAACAGAUUGAGUUCCCAACCUGAUCAUCAUGAGGUCAACAUGAGGGUGCCAUGGUAGUACAGGAGUUAGUGCAACACUAGUACAACUCAGGGCGUCAGAGUUCGGAAAUAAUUUCCGAUGCGAUCUGUAAUGAUUUGUAAUGUUCUUCCUGUGAACGUGUAGG